Molecule: messenger RNA, 1984 nt
Organism: Drosophila willistoni
Lineage: Eukaryota; Metazoa; Arthropoda; Insecta; Diptera; Drosophilidae
Exons: 1
Coding region: 209-1903 (564 amino acids)
Biological process (GO): glycolytic process
Cellular component (GO): cytoplasm
Molecular function (GO): potassium ion binding; pyruvate kinase activity; magnesium ion binding
Source: RefSeq, a predicted model, not a curated record
CCCACUCAUUCGCUCUCUCUCUCUCUGUUAGAAAACACACAUAAACUUACUUUCUUCGUUUUGUUCCUUUUUGAUAGGUUUUUUGCCACUAACCAGUUUCUUUUUCUUAGCUGAAAAGUAAAACACGUAUUAAAAUUGUUAAAAAGUAAAUGUUUAUGAUUGAAAAUUAAACUGCACACACACAUACACACACACAUAGAAGAAGAAGAUGGAUAGCGAAAGUGGCUUCAGUGGUCAGCAGACGGCGGAACAACCGGAUAGCGAUGACCAGCAAAUCGAUCAAUUCAAGGUAAAGCUUAAUGGUCAACAGGACUUAGAAUUGCGUUUACGUGAAUUUAAGGCUGCAUGCGAUGCCCAUGAGAAGCAUACACGUAAGCGGCGUAGGCGAAGCUAUUAUCAUAUGGGUCUGGUGGCCAAACUGGUGACGGAAACAACCCACGAUGAAUUGCGUCGCAUGUUAGAGAAUGGCACAUAUACAUUUCAUGUGGAUACGGUGGCCAAUAAGCCAAAUGAACUGACCAGCAUACUGGAGACCAUGAAUAUAGCCAUUUCGGCCACCGUUGUGGAACGAGAUCUCAAACUGGCCACAGGACUAGCGUUGGAGAUAAAUGGUGAAUGCUGUCGCAUUGGUCGUUUAAGGAAUAAUUGCACUGUGAUGCUUGCCCGUGGUUCUGUGGUCACUCUGACCACUAAUGAGGCCUAUCGCUAUGCGGGAUUCAAGGAGAUUGUGUUUGUGAUUAACUUAAAGGCCUAUUUGAGUUCAGUGAAGCUGGGCGACAUUCUAUACAUUGGACGAGAGGUGCGUUGCCGUGUCCUAAAGACACUACGUGAAGCCAUAGCGGUAAUGAUCAUCGAUGCUGGGCUAAUGGCCUCAUAUGAUUUCAUUGAGUUGCCGCGACAGUGCUAUAGCCUUAGACCUGAAGUCUAUCAGGAACUUUUUAUGCCCGAUCUCAAGUUGGUCGAGUCUCUAAAGGCGAACUAUGUAGUGCUGCCCAAGAUUAGGUGUAAGAGCUUCUUACGUGCCGUUCGUCAGGCUCUAAAUGAGGAGUUUGAUAUGAAAUUGAUUGGCAUGAUUGAUUUCGAAUAUGUGAGAAAUAAUAUGUUGGAUUUAUUGGGUAUAAUUAAGCUAGUGGACUAUAUAUGGAUACCCGAUAUGUUUAGUGUUAACUGCUGUGUCUAUAACUACAUUAUGGAAGAUGUUCUACCCAUAUCGAAAUGCCAGAAAAAGCCCGUAAUUGGCACUGUGCCUCUCGAGCGUUGCAGUGAUUUUAAACAUUACGAGCUGCAUGAGUUCCUUUGGAAAAUCGAUGCCAUUCACAUACAGAAGAGCUCGUGGUGCAAUAAAUAUCCACUUAUUGUUAAGAAACUAAUGCCCGUGCGUGACUAUCGUGUGGGUGUUGUCCAGUCUCAGAUAAUGGUCAAGAAUAUCCUCACUUCAUAUCAGACCAUUGUGAAUUUCAUUAUCAGAACAAUAAGUUCCAUUGAAUGCCAGGCUAUAUUUAUCUAUACAAAGUGUGAGAAUGCAAGCGUGGCCUUGGCUCGAACCGAAAUUUAUUGCCCUGUCUAUAUGAUGAUGCCACUGACCGACAGCAACGAAGAUGACAUCGAGGACACCAUCAAGUGCAAAUUUGAUUUGGCCAGAGCUCUGCAUCUGAGAAGGAAUAUGCAUCCGGUACUCUAUACCAAGGACAUAAAUGAACAGAAUCUCAAUCCCAUAGACUUUGGAGUGGAUUAUAUGAGGCGUAAGGGUUGCCUAGAAGUCGGCGAUUUCGUAGUCACACUGGAGGUGGGUAAGGAAGAUGACGAAAAUGUGACCCUUGGUGUGGGAGAGGACGUUUGGAUACUGAGAGCUUUCUAUGUGGCUCCUCAGUUACCCUACGAGAAGUUCCAGCAUGGAACAUAGAAGUUUUUUUCUAGCAUGUGCAGUUGUAUUUCCAAGAUAUUUGUCCAAAUUAUAUGUAAUAAAUCCGAAUUUUUUUACUAA